AUGGAUCUUUUGAUGGGCAUCGCUGCGGCACGAAAGCGGUUGCGGAAGCUUCGGCUUGUGAUUGACUCCUAUGACCACAACCAGUCCUCUUUGGCCGCGCAGUCUCCAGCAUCAAUACUUCAAAGAAAAUGCGCCAGAUUCUUCCCCAUAUUACUACAAGCCUUGGAUGCUCGUGGGUCGAGUGGGCUCUCGGAGCUGCAAGGGCUGGGGUAUUUCCCCAUGGAUCAGCCGACAUUUUUAGCACUGCAAACGUUUGUCAACGGCUUCCACGCAGAGUUGAUGUAUUCCGACGAUAGCACAGGAGCAGAGAGAGUGGCGAGUUCAGCAUUAUUCUUCAGAGGCAAUCUCUUGUGGAGUUCUAUGGAGACGGCAACGAUGCAGUUGCUGUACAAAUUCCUGCGGCUUCGUGAAGAACGUGGAAUGACGAUGAUGCGAAGUGACGAAACAAUCCACGAGAGUGAUGAGCCAUUUUCUGAUCUGACUGCAACGCGUAAUGCCCAACCGGAGCUGUGGAUGGCUAACGCAUACGAAGAUACAUUUCGUCCUGUUUGGUCUAGUAAGCUUUCCUACGGAGAAUGCGAUGUCGUAUCCCACACAGAUGAAGCGCCUCCUUAUCUGCGCGAAAGCGUUCGAUCUUUACACAAGCAGCACCCCGUCUCACUCUCAACGUUCCUCGCAAUGAAGACACGAGCUCGGUCUAUCUCCUUUCGUAAUGCUGGUCUAUUGCUGAAGGAUGGCCACUUCUCCAAGUUUCUUCAUGCAAAUCGAGAAAUCGCAUCGGAAAAGACGACUGCUAGGCAUCGAGUAGUUGUGUGGCACGAAGCGGAUCUCACGAUGGUCAUCUUAAUUCGUCUAAACCCUGGACUGGAGGCAAUUAACGCACCGGCAGCCACACUGGAGCAGCUGAAAAACUAUCUUGAGGGCCAGCAGCGGUUCCAGAACCUGGCACAACUUAUUCUUACGAGCUACAAUGCUGCAUUCGCUCCAGAGAAGAGCGUCCCGAAUCUUCAUUCGUUUCCUGCGUUCCUGUACAUUAACCGUGUCAACCUUGCGUUCCGGAUGCAGUAUGUACCACGCCUACUGAAGAGCAAGGAGGACGACUUGUUUCCGAUACCUGCCAAGUUGCUGGCGCACUAUUUUCCAUCGUCUCUGCAGAAGCUAAUUAAUGAGCUUCACGCCGAGCUACACAAGUCUACGAGUGCUGGAAAUCGUGAGAUCUGCGUCCGCACGCGGCAUGCCGGCUGGGUGCUCGCCAAGAAGUCGGAAACUUCACACCGCGAGCUGUAUGUCUUCUUCGAUAGUAAAAUCGCGUCAGUUUACGAUCUCUCAGAUUCGCUUCAAAUGCUCCUACACGACCAGUUCGGAAAUGUCUUGUUUUAA
Molecule: messenger RNA, 1380 nt
Organism: Phytophthora infestans T30-4
Lineage: Eukaryota; Oomycota; Peronosporomycetes; Peronosporales; Peronosporaceae
Exons: 6
Coding region: 1-1380 (459 amino acids)
Biological process (GO): vesicle-mediated transport
Source: RefSeq, a predicted model, not a curated record